Gekko japonicus is the source of this 661-nucleotide messenger RNA. Its product is annotated as 39S ribosomal protein L39, mitochondrial-like. The annotation marks the transcript as partial. Gene Ontology annotation, molecular function: RNA binding. The record is from RefSeq and is a predicted model, not a curated record. NCBI's taxonomy places the organism in Eukaryota, Metazoa, Chordata, Lepidosauria, Squamata, Gekkonidae. The transcript is spliced from 4 exons. Gene Ontology annotation, cellular component: mitochondrion.
CAGAGCACAUUCGAGAGGAGGCAUCGCUCUUGACAGCCCAACUUCUUUGCAUCCGAAGAAGGGCAUGAACCCAGGGGUUUCCUGGGAGCGCAGAACGUUUGAGUGCCGGCGCUCUUUUUGCAGCGUAUUGCUGGAAAGAGCUGGCAGAGAGACGGACACUUGGCUAUGGCUUCAUUUCGGGUUGCCCGCAGACUUUGGUGGGGCUGCAGCAGGAGGUUUGUUUCAACUGAUUUGGUUCCUAAACUAUCAACAGCUGAGAUUGCACAGAUGCGCAACAAGCUCUUUGCGAAGGAAAAAGAGAGACAAUUGUCUCUCUAUCCACGAAUUGAGAAGAUCGAAGUAAAGUAUGUUGGCAAAUCUCACCCAGGCACUAUAUUUGUAAUGAACAAAGGACUCUCCACACCAUAUACUUGUGCCAUGCAUUUAAGUGAGUGGCACUGUAAGAAAUCUGUACUCGCCCUUGUAGAUGGAAAAAUCUGGGAAAUGUACCGGCCUUUCACUCAGUCAUGCGAAAUACAGUUUCUUACUUUCAAAGAUGAAGAUCCAGAGGAAGUGAACAAAGCAUAUUGGCGGUCUUGUGCAAUGAUCUUGGGAUGUGUGCUGGAACAGGCCUUCAAAGAUGAAUACUUGGUAACUCUUGUCAGAGCACCAGAAGUGCCAG